AGCCAUAUUCCAAUGGAAUUCAGCUGAGAAGAAACUAUCAUGGCUGCUUAUUUCUUCAUCAGUUUGCGUGGUACUGAAUUCUCAACAUCUUCAGCCUCCGCAAGAGACUUCAUGGACAAUCUGACCAGAGACGGUCGAGCAGAGAGAAAACCAGACGGCAGUUACUUUGUGGAUAGAAAUCCUGCCAUAUUUCAUCAUGUUUUGGAUUAUUUGUCGGGUAGAACAUUCCACCUGCCGAAGGGAGUCUGUGCGAUAGAGGCAAGGGAAGAGAUGGAGUUUUGGAGAAUUCCCCUGGACGCACUUCCCAAGUGUUGCUAUGAAGUAUUGUACGACGAUAAUUUGUCCAGCUAUGAGGCGAUCGAAAACAUGGAGGAACGUUUGAAUGUUGGAAUAUCCCCACAAGAAGGGAAAUGUUCCCCUAACAGUAAACUUCAGAAAAUCAGAGAAACCUUCAACAAAGCAGUCAUGGAACCAAGAUCCAGUCUACUUGGAAAGAUCUGGCUGCUUCUGGUGGUCACGUGUACCCUCACGGCGGUCGUCUGUUUCUUGUUGAAUAUGCACAGUGAAUUUAGAGUACCAAGAGAACACAUUCCUGUGGUUUCAAACAACGCCACCUACAACGUAUUCCUCAGUAACCCUAAACGAAUGAUGCUGAUGCUACAGACUGUCCCGAUGGAGCGCACCAUCUUGGAAACCAUUUCUAACGUCUUUCUUACGGUCGAUCUUUUCUUCCGAUUCAUUAUCACACACAAAAAGAAGGCGUUCAUUUUGAACACGUAUAACAUAGUAGAGCUCAUUGCCUCCGUGUUUUCAUUUGUAGUUUUGUAUUUUGAUAAACAUCCUGAAGUAAUCCGUAAUAACAAAACACUCGAUAAAAUUAUAUUAAUUUUUGGGGGGUUGUAUACGCUUAGAGUUCUGAAACUGUUACGGAUAGCCGAAACUACUUCAGAAAUGAAGAUCUUAAAACUAUGUUUUCAUAAAAGUUGGAAAAUAAUUGCUCUUCUCCUCAUGGUCUUUACAAUUUUCUCUGUUAUCUUUGGUUCGGCCAUGUUCUGGGCAGAAUUCGACAAUGCCGAUACCUUUCCUAACGUCUUUAUCAGCAUCUGGUGGGCAGUCGUUACCAUAACAACAGUGGGGUAUGGCGAUCACUACCCAAAGUCUCCCUUCGGAUAUAUCAUGGCGUCUCUGACGGCUCUGUUCGGUCUGUUACUGAUUGCGAUGCCCAUUGCUGCCUUAUCGUCCAAUUUCAGUACUUUUUAUAACUGUUAUACUUACAAAAAGAAAUACACUGAAGCCAAGAAAAAGUACAGGGAAAAUUCCUCUGCAUGUUGCAUUGAUAAGUGAUUUUCUUGCAGAUUAUUUGUUCAAAAGCCGACAGAUCGCGGUAUCAUUCUAGUUAGCGGUCUCCCUGUGCAGUCGGCAGUCCCUGGUUUGAUUCUUUUUUGGGCGUUGCAUCAAACCUUAAACAUAUAAUAUUAUAAGGUGUUUGUUCCUUCACCAAGCGCCCGACAUUGGAAGUGAAAGCCAUGGAUCUUUCGGCAAUGACCAUAACUACGGAGGUCAUGCGUUGACCAUUACUGUUGUGGCUUUAGUGCCAUGCAUACGUCAGAAUUUGUUGGACUUCACCUAAAGCUGAAGACGUGUCUAUAUGAGUGAAAAAUUCUCGAAUAGAAUAUUUUACAUAAAAAAUAUAGAAUAGACACACACAAAAACUCAUUGUAGUCAUGUACUUGCUGAUACGCUUUCAUAAGGGGCCCAAGGUAGUAUAAAUCUGAAUUAUUGGAUUUUGUUAAAUUUUGAUAAGACUGGUAUUUGAUUUCUAAAGGAAAUGUCGAAAUUUGCGUCUACUGGGGUUUUUGAGCAACAGGCUAUUGUUGACUGUUUUCCAAUUAUAGCAUUUUUUAAACGGCAAAUCAUUACUGAAUAUAUGACACAUAACAAUGUAUAUAGAAUACUGACAUUUUGUUUUACUAUUAAAUUCAUACGGCAUGAAUUGACGCCAGGGGAAAACAUUAAUCGGUAUUAACAGACAAUGGACUGUUGUACUUUGCGAAAGAAUUCUGCAUAACGCAGAAAAUUCACUUGGUAUCGAACGUUUAAAUUCUCUGUUUCAUAUCGAAAGAUAAUAAAUCGUUUCCUAAAGUUUAUAACUAAAAUUACUAAGCUUUAAUUUGUUAUCGAUUUAUAGUGGUAAUAAUUGAACGACUCAAAAGUUGAAAUACUCCUUAAACCAGACAACUCUCAAACACGAAACUGUCAUUGUUUAUUUGGGAAUGUCGAAUGUUUUUAAUAUUCAAUCUUUUUUAUUCAUACAUUAAACUUUUAAAAGGUUUUCCAUUUGUGGUGUAUUUUAAUGUUUGUAUGCUAUAAUUAUCUAUUUGUAUUCAAUACCUUUAAUCGUAUUAAAUCAUUACUAUCCCA
This is a messenger RNA of Ostrea edulis (European flat oyster), 2421 nucleotides long. RefSeq names its product potassium voltage-gated channel protein Shaw-like. The record is from RefSeq and is a predicted model, not a curated record. Gene Ontology annotation, molecular function: voltage-gated potassium channel activity. Gene Ontology annotation, cellular component: membrane. Gene Ontology annotation, biological process: protein homooligomerization; potassium ion transmembrane transport. The transcript has 2 exons. Bases 40 to 1344 code for a protein of 434 amino acids. Lineage: Eukaryota; Metazoa; Mollusca; Bivalvia; Ostreida; Ostreidae.